CCGCCGCCGUGACGUCACUUCUGGUCGUCAAGAUGCAUCUCUGUGCGGCGGCGAGCUGGCCACCACGAACAGUCACAACAUGUAACAUGAAGCCCGCAAUGGAAUGUUAAAGCCCGCCUCGUCACCUCCACGACCGACGCGUUCCCGCUCCACUACCCCGACGGGGGCAUCGAACGGCGGCGGUAGCGGCGCCCACCGCGAAGCUAGCGGAGCGUCUGGGGGCUCGAGCAGCCAUCUUUUAGACAGACAAAUGUUCGGGACGACGCGACUUCGGCGAUGGGCCUUCUCGCUGACCGGCCCCGCAGACCGGAGCUUGGCGGCUGGCCUCCUUGUAGUCCUCGUGGCGGCCGCGGGGAUUCCCGGACGCUCGGCGGCGGCGAAGGAGAAGGAGUGCGACAAGCCUUGUGUGAACGGCGAGUGCAACGCGGCGACGGGCGGCUGCGUGUGCUCCCCCGGCUGGGUCGGGGACCAGUGCCAGCACUGCGGAGGAAGAUUCAGGUUGACGGCUCCUUUUGGCUUCCUGUCAGACGGACCUGGCAACUACAAAUACAAGACCAAGUGCACUUGGCUCAUUGAAGGACGUCCAAAUUCCAUUCUUCGCUUACGCUUUGAGCAUUUUGCCACCGAGUGCAGCUGGGACCACCUUUAUAUCUAUGACGGAGACUCCAUCUACGCCCCCCUGCUUGCCGCCUUUAGCGGUCUGAUCAUUCCCGAGACUUCCAGCAACGAAACGGUUCCUGAGGUGGCCUCACAGUCUGGCUUCGCCUUGCUGCACUUCUUUAGCGACGCCGCCUACAACCUGACCGGUUUCAACAUCUCAUACAGGGUGAACUCGUGUCCCAACGACUGUUCGGGUCGAGGCGAGUGCCGCCUGGCCAAUGCCACGGGGGCGCCGCGCUGCCGCUGCCGACACGGCUGGAAAGGCGACGCUUGCGACAUGCCCUACUGCCGUGAAGACUGUGGGUUCCCCGAGCGAGGACGGUGCCGGGACAAGAUGUGUGACUGCUUGCGCGGGUGGCAAGGUCCCGACUGCUCAGUGUCUGUCCCAGCGGACUCGGGUUUCUGGAGCCGGGAAGCCUUCCCCUCCGAGCCAGGCCUGGCCAGGGCCUCGCACAAGGCGGUGGUGGAGCGGGACGUCAUGUGGGUUAUCGGGGGAUACGUCUUCAAUGCCUCCGCCUAUCACAUGGUCAAAGCCUUUAAUUUAAGCAGCAAAUCGUGGCUGACGCUUGACCCGUCCGUUAACAUCGUCCCGCCUCGAUACGGACACUCGGUGGCGCUGUACGAGGGCAAAGUGUACAUGUAUGGUGGUAAGAUGGACUCCACGGGGAACGUGUCCAGCCAGCUGUGGGUGUUCCAUGUCCAGAACCAGACCUGGGCUCUCCUGAGCCCGCGCAUCAAGGAGCAGUACGCCGUGGUGGGACACUCGGCCCACGUCGUGCCCCCCCUGCAGGAGGGCGACAGUCCCGUCAUGCUGGUGCUCUUUGGACACUGUCCUCUUUACGGAUACAUGAGCCUGGUUCAGGAGUACAACAUUCAGCGCAACCAGUGGAGCUUGGUGCCCACUGACGGGGCCCUGAUCCAGGGCGGCUAUGGCCACAGCAGCGUGUUUGACGACGCCACCCGAGCCAUCUACACGCACGGAGGUUACAAGGCCUUCAGCGCUAGUAAGUGUGGCCUGGCCGGAGACCUCUACCGGCUGGACGUGGACACCAAGAAGUGGACCAUCCUGAAGGACAGCGGCUCCUUCCGCUAUCUCCACACGGCCGUGAUUGUGAGCGGGACCAUGUUGGUGUUUGGUGGAAACACGCACAACGACACCUCCAUGAGUCAUGGCGCCAAGUGCUUCUCGUCUGACUUUAUGGCCUACAGCCUGGCAUGCGACGAAUGGACCCCACUGCCCCGGCCUGAUCUUUUCCAUGACCUAAACCGCUUCGGUCAUACGGCGGUCGCCAGUGAUGGGGUGAUGUACGUGCUGGGCGGCUUCAACAGUCUCCUUCUGAGCGACGUUUUAGCGUACACGUCUCCGCGCUGCUCGGCCUUCUCCAGCGCCGCCUCGUGCGCUCGGGCCGCCGUGGGCCUGCACUGCUUGUGGAACAGCAGCCAGGCUUCCUGUCUGCCCUGGCAGGGCAGCGCAAACCCCGAGCAGCAGCAGACGCCCGCAUCCUGCAACAGCAGAUCCUAUGCCGACAACGAGCGCUGCGACCAGUACACGGACUGUUUCAGCUGCACGGCCAACACCAACGGGUGCCAAUGGUGCUCUGUGCAGUGCGUCUCCCUGGGAAGCAACUGCACCGCCGUCUCAGGCCCUGUGGUGGACUUUGACAGCUGCCCUAAAGACAACCCAUCCUAUGUCUGCAACAAGAAGACCAGCUGCAAAAGCUGUGCCGUGGACCAAAACUGCCAGUGGGAACCACGCAACCAGGAGUGCAUCUCGCUGCCAGAGAACGUGUGCGGCGAGAGCUGGCACCUGGUGGGCAACUCCUGCCUGAAGUUCCUGACGGCCAAGGACUCCUACGACAACGCCAAGCUGGCAUGUCGCACCCACAACGCCGUGUUGGCCUCCCUUACUACGCAGAAGAAGGUCGACUUUGUCCUCAAGGAGCUGCAGAUCAUGAGUGUGGUGUACAAGGCGAUGGUGACUCCCUGGGUGGGCCUGCGCAAGAUCAACGUGUCGUACUGGUGCUGGGAGGACAUGUCACCUUUCACCAACACGUCGCUGCAGUGGCUGCCCGGUGAGCCAAGUGACGCCGGGUUCUGUGGCUACCUGGCGGAGCCCGCCUCCAGUGGACUGAAGGCACAGACCUGCAUCAACCCCGUCAACGGAAGCCUCUGCGAGCGCCUGGCCAACCACAGCGCCAAGCAGUGCCGGACGCCGUGCGCCACGCGCGCCACCUGCAGCGAGUGCACAAGCGGUAGCUCGGAGUGCAUGUGGUGCAGCAACAUGAAGCAGUGCGUGGACUCCAACGCCUACGUGGCCUCCUUCCCCUUCGGCCAGUGCAUGGAGUGGUACACCAUGAGCACGUGUCCGCCGGAGAACUGUUCCGGGCACCGCACGUGUGGCCAAUGUCUGGAGCAGCCCAGCUGCGGCUGGUGCACAGAUGCCAGCAACACGGGCAAGGGCCAGUGCAUGGAGGGCUCGUACCGGGGACCCUUCCAGACCUCCGUGCCAGCGCCCUCCACUCUGCCGGGCCUGCCUGCCAACCCGCCGCCCGCCCUCAACGCCAGCAUGUGCCCCAGCGAGGCUCUCUAUAACUGGUCCUUUAUACACUGCCCAGCAUGUCAGUGCAACGGGCACAGCCGCUGCGUCAACGAGAGCGUGUGCGAGAAGUGCGAAGACCUGACCACCGGCCGCCACUGCGAGAGCUGCAUCUCGGGCUUCUACGGAGACCCCACCAACGGCGGAGGCUGCCAGCCGUGCAAGUGUAACGGCCACGCCAGCAUGUGUAACCCCAACAACGGCAAAUGUUUCUGUACCACCAAGGGCAUCAAAGGAGACCGCUGUCACCUGUGCGAGCUGGAAAACCGCUACCAAGGCAACCCUUUGAAAGGCACAUGUUAUUACACCCUGCUCAUCGACUACCAGUUCACCUUCAGCCUGUCUCAGGAGGACGACCGCUACUACACCGCCAUCAACUUUGUGGCCACACCGGAGGAGCCCAACCGAGAUUUAGACAUGUUUAUCAACGCGUCCAAGAACUUCAACUUGAACAUCACCUGGGCGACCAGCUUCACAGCAGGUACGCAGAGUGGCGAGGAGAUCCCCAUCGUGUCGCGCAGCAACAUCAAAGACUUCAAGGACAGGUUCUCCAACGAGAACUUUGACUUUCGCAACAGCCCCAACAUUACCUUCUUUGUCUACGUCAGCAACUUCACCUGGCCCAUCAAGAUACAUAUCGCCUUCUCGCAGCACAGCAACUUCAUGGACCUUGUUCAGUUCUUUGUCACCUUCUUCAGCUGCUUCCUGUCUCUGCUGCUGGUGGCCGCCGUGGUUUGGAAGAUCAAGCAGAGCUGCUGGGCGUCGCGGAGACGAGAGCAACUGCUGAGGGAGAUGCAGCAGAUGGCCAGCCGGCCUUUCGCCACCAUCAACGUGGCCUUGGAGAUGGAUGAGGAGCCGCCAGACCUGAUUGGAGGAAAUGUCAAGUGCGUCCCGAAGCCGAUCGCGUUGGAGCCGUGUUUCGGAAACAAAGCGGCCGUCCUCUCCAUCUUUGUUCGUCUACCACGAGGCAGCGGAGGAAUUCCGCCACCGGGACAAUCGGGUCUGGCGGUGGCGAGCGCACUGGUAGACGUUUCGCAGCAGAUGUGUUUGGGCUUCAAGGAGAAGUCGGGUGGCCUGAGAAGCCGUAAGCAGCAGCCCAGUGCUCAGCCUUCCACCUGCAUCUGACCUCGCAUGGUCCCGCCUCCUCCCUUCUUCAUAGACUUCUCACCUGGAAGAGGUGCAUGCUGGGACAUGGGAUUCCAAACCUUUUGUCCCCACUUUCAUGUUGCUAGAACAGAUGUUCAUCUCAUCCCGUCCAAGACCACUCGCUUUCCUCUUCUCGUUUUGUGACGGUGGACUUGGCAAAAAGACUCAACGGAGUAUCCCCGAGGAAUCCCGGGACCUCCUCGCAAGCUUCCUCAGAGUCCAUUUGGUUCCUAGCUGUAGACAUCUGGAGGACGGACGCUUUGCGACAGACGGACCACCGGAUCAGAGGUAACCGUUGCGAUUGCUCCAGCGCGGUUCGGCAUUUUUUGGGGAAUGUAGCAAUAUUAGCGUUGCUUGAUUCUAUUCGGGGUGGAGAAACAACAACUCACAUUUUAGCAUCUCAUGUGAUUCCAGUUCUUCUCCCAUGCAAAUUUUACACAUUGUUUGUUGGCUUAGGAAAUAAAUAGUGUGUGUGUGGAAAUAAGCUGAAUUAACUCGUUAGCAACUCACCAGUUAAUGUUGAGCGUUGUUUUUUUUAUAUAAUUAUUCUUUGGUACUUCAGGCAAAUUCCACUUCCUCAUUGUUGGUUUAAAGGAAGAAAAUAUAGAAAUUUGGCCAAUUUUGUUGCAAUUGCAGAUAUUUUGUGGGCAAAAGCAUCUCAACGCGACUCAGCUUCAAUACCAGCUUUGCUCGUUAGCUUUUGAACAACAUUUUUUCUAAUCGAGAAAAAACACUCGUAAAGACUUCCAAUGGGAUGUUGACAAAUCUUUUGUUUUGUUUGCACUUUUCAUUUUUUGCCACCGUUUUUAUAUGGCCGGAACUAGCUCACAAAAUGUCUGGAGGACCCCGUAAAUUGGGGAGUGUCCAUUUGGGGAAAUGUGGUUGCGUAAAACUGCUCUGCUGUAACGGCGAUUACACAUUGGAAAGCUGAACCGUUGCUCGGUUGUCAUUUCCAGUUUGACACACUAGGUUGCGCUUGAAAGCUGCCUGUCAAAGAAAUGUGAGUUUCGCACGGAAAAUUAGGAAGCGGAAUUGGGGAUAAUUGUGUUAACCUGUCGAAAUGCUGAAAUUGUUUGUGACUGUUUAACUUGCUUGUUGUUUAUUUUAAUAGUUAAAAAACACAGCACAUUUUUCCAUGUAAGCUGAGUAUUUUUUUUCAAAUAGGUUUUCACAUUUAAAACUUUUUUUUUUCUUCCCUGCUCACAUGUAAAACAAGAUUAUAGGUAAUGUCAGGUCCCCAGUUUCGCUCGCCAGCCAAAUCUUGAGCUUGGCAUUUUUUUUUUCCAUUGUUAAAUGCAAUUUUCUUUUUAAUACUCAAUUAUCUAAUUUAUUAGCGUGUUCCCAAGAUAAUUUUUUUCUUCCUCUUUAUCCACCAACAUCCUUAUCAUGGCACGCACAAACAUCGGGUGCAGGCUUGGAACAAAAAAAACAUGACUCCAAACAUGACGCUAUUCACUUUUCACCCUGAGAGAAAACAAGUCAAUAAAACAAACAAAUUCAUAACACUAAAAAUAACAGAUCUUGCCCUUGAGCAAAACGUUGGAUUACAAAUUUUGUGGCAAAGGUCAGAACACUUAAGUUUUUUAAUUAUCCGGACGUAUUUGUCUUGUUUUAGCUGGGUUUCCCAUCUGGAUUUUUUCCCAACCACUGGGAAUGCUUGAAAGUUUAAAAAAAAAACAUUUUUAAUCCAAGUGUUAUCGUCCUUGACAUUGUCCUUGAUAAGCGCAAUUCCAGUUAAAAAAUCAUCAAUACUGCAGUGCAAAAAUAUCAACGACAAAAUUGAACCCUGGUUUCUUCAAAUCUUUGUUUCACUGUUUUGUACUUGUUGCAAAAUUUGAUGCACGAUAUUUGUCCCUUUACGCAAGAAUAAUAGGAAUGGCUGAUUUUAUGCACAAGUGAAUUUUGUAGUCUGUGCUCGACUGAAUUAUUUUAAAUUAGCCAAGCCUCAUUUUUUUCUAAUAAAAUAUCAAAAUAAAUUUUGCGUCGCUUGCAUCAUAAGCCAUUUUUUACAUUUACAUCUGUUUUUUUUUUUAUGAAUUUACCUGCAGCUUUUCAUAUAAUAAUGCGUAGUGGUUCAAUUUUCAAAGCUCAACGUUGUGCGAGGAAAUGCAGACAUACUGUAGAAGUUAGCGAUUAGCUGUGAACUAAAAUGCUAACGUCCCAUCUUGGAAGCUUCUGUAUAGGCACAGACAUUUCAUUUUUGUCAUUUGUCAUCUAUGAUGACAAGAAAAAGCAACGUAGAAGGAGCAUAAUUCCAAGAUGUUUCCAAGGAAGAGACAAAAAAAACUUUUUUUUUGUUGUUGGUGGGGGGGUGGGCAAAUGUCCUUGUACAUAUAUACAAUAUUUAACAACUUGUGAUAAUUUUGAGAUUUUUAGUGAAAAACACUGGCUGUGUUCUCUGCGCUCUAUAUUCUAAAAUAGAAACACGUAUUUAAACGCUAACACAUUGGUUGAAGCAGCUGAACGUCUCCUCCAUUUGGUUGCGGCAUUACGAGUUUGUUCAUAUGUAUAAUGAUUGCCAAUAAGUCUUUUGUACAUAAUGGGAAAGUAUUGUGAAUGAUCUGUUGUUGAAUGCUUUUAAACACCAAGAGUAAUUUAUGCGCCUUUAAAAAAAGAAUAAUGUCAUGACUAGCGUUUAUUAAUUAGCAUCCUUUGUAUAUAAAGACGGCAAGUUAAGUUACGCUGCUAUGCUAAUGUUGUAAAAGUGAACUAGAGAGCUUGUAAUUUACUGAUUGUACAUAAGGAGGAGAAUGUUUUGGAAUGAUUAUAUGUGUGGAAAUUAAAGAUGAAAGAAAGAAA
Molecule: messenger RNA, 7201 nt
Organism: Syngnathus typhle (broad-nosed pipefish)
Lineage: Eukaryota; Metazoa; Chordata; Actinopteri; Syngnathiformes; Syngnathidae
Gene: atrn
Product: attractin
Exons: 29
Coding region: 104-4381 (1425 amino acids)
Cellular component (GO): Golgi apparatus
Molecular function (GO): protein binding
Source: RefSeq, a predicted model, not a curated record